UCCAAGCAACCAGUAAAGUGAAGGCUUAACCGAGGAUUUAUAAACACUUGAAUCCAUGUGAUUUAUUUGGUAGAAGAAUGUUGAUCAUCUUUAAAACCAGUGGAGGAAGCACUGCAUCUCUUCAAACUGCACUCUAACUUGUCAGGAAUAGGAAAGAAAAACAGGCGAGACAGAAGCUUUGUGAGCACAGGUCACGCACAGUAAGCCCGCGCAGGUGUGUGUUCCUGGCUGCAGUUAUGAAGGGGAUGCUGCCGCUGGAGACGCUCACCGUCGGCCACAUGGUGGUCGACACCAUGUCUGAAGUCACCGCCCUUCUGCUUCUACUACUGCUACUGUUGCUCCUCAUUGCGUGGAGCCAAACAAACCGGCCACAUACACCAGGUCCUUCCUUUUUGGCAGGACUCGGCCCCAUCCUCUCCUACAGCAGAUUCAUCUGGACUGGGAUAGGAACAGCGAGCAACUACUACAACAACAAAUAUGGCAGCAUUGUCCGCGUCUGGAUUAACGGCGAGGAGACCGUCAUUCUGAGCAGGUCUUCAGCAGUGUAUCAUGUUCUGAGGAGCGCUCACUACACAGCCAGAUUCGGGAGCAAAACAGGGCUGGAGUGUAUUGGGAUGGAAGGGAGGGGUAUCAUUUUCAACAGUGAUGUCCUCCUCUGGAAAAAAGUGAGGACAUAUUUUUCUAAAGCUCUGACAGGCCCCAGCCUCCAGAGGACAGUGGAAAUCUGUGUGAGCUCCACAGCCAAACACUUGGACUGCCUGCAGGAGAUAACCGACCCCUCCGGACAUGUGGACGCUCUCAAUCUGCUCAGAGCCAUCGUGGUGGACAUCUCCAACAGGCUUUUCCUCAGGGUGCCGCUCAACGAAAAGGACUUGCUGAUGAAAAUCCAAAGCUACUUUGAGACCUGGCAAACAGUUCUAAUAAAGCCUGAUAUAUUCUUCAAGAUUGGAUGGCUGUACAACAAGCACAAGAGAGCAGCCCGAGAGCUGCAAGAUGCGAUGGAGAGCCUUCUGGAAAUUAAAAGAAAGAUUGUAAAUGAGUCUGAGAAGUUGGAUGAUGAUCUUGACUUUGCAACGGAGCUCAUCUUUGCUCAGAACAUCGGAGAGCUUUCAGCAGAUGACGUCAGGCAGUGCGUGCUGGAGAUGGUGAUUGCAGCACCCGACACACUUUCCAUCAGCCUCUUCUUCAUGCUGAUGCUGUUGAAACAAAACCCAGACGUAGAGCUGAGGAUAGUGGAGGAGAUGAACACUGUCUUGAAUGAAAAAGGUGCUGGAAACAUCGAUUAUCAAAGCUUGAAAGUGCUGGAGAGUUUCAUCAAUGAGUCUUUGAGGUUUCAUCCUGUGGUUGAUUUCACAAUGAGAAGAGCUCUGGAAGAUGACAACAUCGAAGGAACUAAAAUUACAAAAGGGACCAACAUCAUUCUCAACAUUGGCCUUAUGCAUAAGACUGAAUUCUUCCCAAAACCCAAAGAGUUCAGCCUGAUGAACUUUGACAAAACAGUGCCCAGUCGUUUCUUCCAGCCCUUCGGCUGCGGGCCUCGUUCCUGCGUGGGCAAACACAUCGCCAUGGUGAUGAUGAAGGCCAUCCUUGUAGCUCUGUUGUCUCGUUAUACUGUGUGUCCACGCCAAGGCUGCACCCUCAACAGCAUCAGGAAGACCAACAACCUGUCGCAGCAGCCUGUGGAGGACGAGCACAGCCUGGCCAUGCGCUUUAUCCCUCGAACAACACCUCAACACAGUCAGCGCUGAGACACAGUGGUUACAUUUUGGUGGAAACUACUUCAGAUUGCAAAUAUUGAAGUAUGUAGCUGAUACUAUACUGUUACUUUAUUUCCUAGUUUGUUUCAAAGAGCAAGUAAACACUAAAUCUGUGAUGUCACCACAGAUGUUUUGCCUACUUUGACAUCAGUGAUCUUCCGUGAAUACUGUAGAAGGCUUUAGCCAAUUUUAAUGCCAGUUCAUUCCCACUGAUGAAGAUGCUGUCAUCAUGUCUCACACACACACACAUAUAUAUUUUACAUACAGUCUGUGUUUCCUUUAGCAUUAUAGGGCUCACCGUAUUAAACAUUAUCAAAGUUAACAUGGUAUAGUGAGUAGUGUUAGAUGUAAACGUCAUGUUAUAAUUUCAGGACACACAGGAAUGUGGAAAAUAUUAGAUGUAAAUACAUUUGUAUGACAUAUGAUGAAAAGGUGAAUCCAGGUAAAACCCAUUAUUACUAUCUCAUAUUGUUUUCUCAUGUAAAUCUAUAUUACAUAUAUAUAAAUAAAUAAAUAAAUAAAAGGUUAUCUCGAUAAGAGACAGAGAUAAUUUCUUUUUAGGGUCUCAGUGAGUAGAAAUGUGGACUGUAUGACGCAAGCAGAAAAUCAAAUGUUACUAAUGUUUUUUACAGGUGUAUGCUUCAAGUAAACAAUGCUCAUUCAAUAAAUAUGUGAAAUAAGAGUGGAAAGAACAUCA
This is a messenger RNA of Siniperca chuatsi (mandarin fish), 2454 nucleotides long. It is a transcript of the gene cyp19a1b, whose product is annotated as aromatase. The coding region runs from base 237 to 1748 and encodes 503 amino acids. Gene Ontology annotation, molecular function: monooxygenase activity; heme binding; oxidoreductase activity, acting on paired donors, with incorporation or reduction of molecular oxygen. NCBI's taxonomy places the organism in Eukaryota, Metazoa, Chordata, Actinopteri, Centrarchiformes, Sinipercidae. The transcript is spliced from 10 exons. The record is from RefSeq and is a predicted model, not a curated record.